GUCUAUUGGUGAGUGCGAGUGUUUUGAUCCUGCGCAGAUCUGUGCCAGCGGACCGUUGUGAACACAUGAGCAGAAUGUCUGCCGGUAGAAACGGAGCCAUUAAUAGAUGACUGGAAUCUAGACCGUGAUAAAUAAUGGCUGACCUGCAACCCCAGGGGGAUCUUUUGAAAAUGACUCACAGAGAAACCUGGAAGAUGCAGCAUGAGAAGUUACAUGUGAAGCACAGAGGUCAUGAGGCCAUGCACGCUGAGAUGGUUCUGAUUCUCAUCGCCACGCUAAUGGUUGCUCAGAUUGUGCUGGUUCAGUGGAAACAAAGACACUGCAGAUCCUACAACCUUGUGACACUGCUGCAGAUGUGGGUGGUUCCUCUGUACUUCACCAUUAAGCUUUACUGGUGGCGUUUCCUGUCUACAUGGGGCAUGUUCUCUGUCAUCACCAGCUAUGUCAUAUUCAGAGCCACACGCAAGCCCCUGUCCUGCAGAACGCCACGGAUGGUGUAUAAGUGGUUCCUCCUCAUUUACAAGCUGAGCUACGCUGUGGGUGUGAUUGGAUAUCUCGCAAUUAUGUUUACCAUGUUUGGAUUCAACAUUUUCUUCAGGGUUAAAGCAGAGGACUCCAUGGAUGUUGGUGUGAUCAUGCUUUUCUAUGGUCUGUACUAUGGGGUGAUGGGACGAGACUUUGCAGAAAUCUGCUCAGACUACAUGGCAUCCACUAUAGGGUAUUAUAACAGGGGUGGCAUGCCUUCCCGAAACCUUAGUGAUGACAUAUGUGCUGUGUGUGGUCAGAAGAUCCUUGUGGAUGUUGAUGAAGAAGGCAUCAUCGAAGACACCUACCAGCUCUCGUGUAACCACAUAUUUCAUGAAUUUUGUAUUCGAGGCUGGUGCAUUGUGGGAAAAAAGCAGACGUGUCCAUACUGCAAUGAGAAGGUGGACCUCAAAAGGAUGAUGAACAACCCCUGGGAGAGAACACAUGUUUUAUAUGGACAGCUUCUGGAUUGGUUAAGGUACCUGGUGGCCUGGCAACCCAUCAUAAUUGGAAUCGUGCACGGAAUAAAUUUUUCACUUGGACUUGAAUAGAUACCUGCAGUAUUUAGUUCCAUUAAAACAGUAAAGGUAUUUACCUUUAAUUAGUAUUUAUUUGUAAAUUGUAUACUUUAUAAUGUAAAUCACACAGUUGCUUUUGUAAUUUAUUUGAUACAAAGUAACAGACUUAUCCACACCCUCCAACAUAUACACAGUUUUCAAAAAGUGACCUUUGCUGAUAAGUUAAUCAAAGGCUUAUCUUUCGUUCUCUAAAGUUACUGUAUCUAUUUUGAUAUUUUCUAUCACUCCUAAUCAAAACAGUGCCUCAUUUAGUUGUUUAGUUGUACCUCAUGUAAAUUUGUUUGCCAUUUAAGUGUUGUCUUUAUUUAAAGAGAGGGUAUAUUUUUGAUCGGGAGAAAAAUAUGUGGGGUGAACUGGAAUGAUUGACAAGACAGUGGACAGUAUUUUCUAUUAUUAUUGUGUUAAAAAGAAAAUAACUGGUGUACAAAAAUACAAUUCCAAUUCCUAAAAAGUUGGGACAGUAUGGAAAGUAAAAACAAAAAGGACUGAUUUGUAAAUUCUAUUCACCUGUGCUAUAUUAAAAGCACUACAAUACAUUA
This is a messenger RNA of Myxocyprinus asiaticus (Chinese sucker), 1642 nucleotides long. Its product is annotated as RING finger protein 175-like. Bases 135 to 1076 code for a protein of 313 amino acids. The transcript is spliced from 9 exons. NCBI's taxonomy places the organism in Eukaryota, Metazoa, Chordata, Actinopteri, Cypriniformes, Catostomidae. Gene Ontology annotation, cellular component: Golgi membrane; endoplasmic reticulum membrane. Gene Ontology annotation, molecular function: ubiquitin protein ligase activity; metal ion binding. The record is from RefSeq and is a predicted model, not a curated record.